GCAGUCUGGGAUUGGGUGAUCCUGCUGCUGGUUCUCUACACGGCCGUGUUUACCCCGUACGCUGCCGCCUUUCUUCUGAAGGAGGACGAGAUCAGAAUGAAGCUCAACAUGGCGCCUGGAUCCAGAAAUACAAACGCAGACACCAUUCGCAUUGACCCACUGGUCAUUGUCGACUUGAUGGUAGAUCUCAUGUUUAUUGCUGACAUAUUGAUCAACUUCCGGACCACGUAUGUGGAGAACGGCGAAGUAGUCAGCGAUCAGCAGAAGAUCGCUGUCAAUUAUGUCAAAGGCUGGUUUGUUAUUGACGCCAUUGCUGCCAUCCCUUUUGACCUCUUGCUUUUUGGUUCCGGGACAAGUGACACAAUGACAGUCACUGGAGUUCUUAAAACAGCCCGAUUGCUCCGCCUUCUACGUGUGAUUCGACGAAUCGAAGCUUUUGCUGAGUAUGGUUCUGCUGUACUUCUGUUGCUCAUGGUAACUUUCACACUGAUUGGUCACUGGCUGGCUUGUAUAUUUUAUGCCAUUGCCACAAUGGAACGCCCUCAGUUACACGCACCAAUCAGUUGGCUAGACGGGCUGGCGAACCAGACAGAGAUGUACUUCUACGCCAACGACUCCAUGUCUGGGCCAACCAUCAGAUCCAAAUACAUCACAGCCCUCUAUUUCACCUUCACGAUUCUCACCAGUAUCGGCUUUGGCAACGUGGCACCCAAUACCAACAUGGAGAAGAUAUUUUCUAUAUUUGCUAUGAUGCUUGGCUCCCUCCUGAGUGCUGCAAUCUUCGGUAACGUCUCGUCUAUCAUGUUGCGAGUGUACCAAGGAUCCGACGAGUAUCACGAGAAGGUGCAGAGCGUCAAGGAAUUCGUCAACUUCCAUCACAUUCCCAAGACAUUGGCCAGUCGACUGCAGGAGUCGUUCCAGCACGCAUGGACCUACACAAAUGGCAUAGAUAUGAAUAAUGUUCUCAAAGGGUUUCCAGAGUGCUUACAAGCUGACAUUUGUCUACACCUCAACAGAAACCUACUGCAGAACUGCAACGCUUUCAAAGGUGCCAGUCCUGGAUGUUUGCGAGUAUUGUCCACAAAGUUCAAGUCCACCCACGCUCCACCUGGGGACACACUUGUACAUCCUGGUGACCUACUGACCGCUCUCUAUUUUAUUGCUCGAGGGUCAAUCGAAAUCUUGAAGGACGAUACAGUCAUGGCCAUCUUGGGUAAAGAUGAUAUAUUUGGGGAAGACAUCAAAUGUAGCAGCAGCACACAGAUGGGUCAGUCCAUGUAUUGUGUCCGAGCCCUGUCCUACUGCGACAUCAACAAGAUCGAUCUGCUUGACCUCAGGGAGAUCCUGCAGACCUACCCGGAGUUUGCUGAAUCGUUCCUCAACAAGUUUCAGGUCACCUUUAAUCUGAGGAAGGGGACACUGCUUCAGUUGAGAGCCAAGUUGAAGAUGGAUGAUGAAACGUUACGGUUCAUUCGUCAAAGAAGACCCCGGCUUCAGUGUAAGAGAAGGACGUUGGAUAGUGAAUGCUACCUGUUUAUCCACCCAUAUCUUCUUCUCUCUGCACCCUCCCUAGGCAACGACGAGGAUGAGAGAGUGGGAAUCGUUGAGCUCAGCGUCGACAAGGCAACUGAAGACGUCACAGAGGAAGAUUUCUCCACA
Molecule: messenger RNA, 1659 nt
Organism: Candidula unifasciata
Lineage: Eukaryota; Metazoa; Mollusca; Gastropoda; Stylommatophora; Geomitridae
Source: the annotation of a GenBank genome assembly